This is a messenger RNA of Beta vulgaris subsp. vulgaris (sugar beet), 1999 nucleotides long. RefSeq lists its product as hypothetical. NCBI's taxonomy places the organism in Eukaryota, Viridiplantae, Streptophyta, Magnoliopsida, Caryophyllales, Amaranthaceae. The record is from RefSeq and is a predicted model, not a curated record. The transcript has 3 exons. The coding region runs from base 1113 to 1793 and encodes 226 amino acids.
AUUUUCUCAAACCCUUCUCCUUCCUGAAACACUCACCCCAAAUUUAACCCUAGGAGAGAGAAAAUCCAAAAUUCAAAUCCAAAACAGAUCAUGGUACUCUCUCUCAAUGUUUCCUCAUUCUCCCUCUGUCACUUUCGUCUUUUUUACCAAAAUGAUGGUAUUAAUACUCGGUUUCCAGAUUAAUACUGGUAUCGCUACAAAAUGUCCGGUAACUUUUUUUACUCGGUUCAAAUUUGUGGAAUUAAAUCCCUCUUUCAAUUUCGAUUUUUGUCCUUUUUUUCCAAUUUUUCCACAAAUCAUAAACCCUAAAAUUCUCUCUCCUCUUCCUUUCUCUGAUUUUUUUUUCGUUCCUCAAUUUCUUAUCAUUUUAGUUAUUGAGUUUUUGGGGGUGAAAAUGUACUAUUAGUAAUUGGGAUGUUAUUGGAGGAUGUGGUAUGUUAUCGAGGAUACCAGUGUAGUUAUUUUCAUCUUUGUAAAAAUUUCUAUUUUUGGUGUUGAAAGAAGGCAGGGGAUAUUGUAACCCCAAAAAAAUGGAAGCAUUCUUUUUCUGGUGUUUUUGGUUCAAUAACUUUCCUUUUCUUUGCUAGAAAAUAUACCUGUCAAUUCUUGUUUUUCUUUUUAGCAACGAGAUUUUUUAUUUUUAUUAUUUAUUUUUGACAUAUUCCAAAUUAAACAGUCAGAAUGGUACAUAUAUACCAGUUUGUUCGUUCGUCUGACUUAAUUAGCCUCAUUUAAAUGGUGUACUGCAAUUGCUAUUUUUAUAUACUGAACUUAUAUACUCCAAAACUGAAAGUAUAGAAUUCAUCUUCGUAGGUUAGUAAUGCUAAAUAUGAUCAUGAGCCGGGCUGGGCUGGGUCUCUUGGGCUUAAGCCCGGCCCGGUGUUGUUUUAACCAUGGCCCGGCCCGGCCCGAACCUGGCCCGAUGAACCCCUCUGAGUUAUCACCAUCUCCCUGAGCUCCUUAUAGUAGUGUAUAUAAACUACAUUCUCUUCUUUCCAUUGUAAUAUUUCUUUACAAAAUCUACAUUCUCUUCUUUCCAUUGUAAUAUUUCUGUACAAAAUCUAGUGAGAGAUAAUAAAAUUCUUUGAGGUUCUUGGAUUGCUGUAGUUUUGAUGAUUUUGAUAUGGUGUCGUGUUAUUGUUGUGGCAAAGAACGUUCUGGAAAUGACAUUAAAAGCCACAAUGAAUCUAAACACAAAGAUUGGGAUUUUCAGUGUUCUUUAUGUGGAUGCAAGUUCAGAUGGAACACUGAACUUGCACACCAUCAAGAAAAGCACAAGGAAGAAUCCAAUGGAAAGAAGGGAAAGAAGGGAGGCUAGGGAAAGAAGGGAGGAGAUAUAUGUGAUUAACAAGUUCAUAUUCUUUGUCGCAAUUAAAGAACUGAAGGAAUCCUUACAUGAAAUACUUGCGGAGGGAAACAAGGUCAAUCUUGAGCAGAAGAUGUCUGAGGAAACGUCGCAUGCAUCACGAUAUGUGAAGUUGACUAAGGCUCAUUUCUCUGCUGAUGAAGAGAUUAGGCCUGGUGAACUCAAUCAAGCAAUACCCACUUCUCAGAAUUCUCCAUGCGAUCCAUGCCUUGUACAUUGCUGCAUGCAUUGGUGUGCAAUAUGCCAGGAGCAUCGGGAGAUGAAAGCCUGUCUCACAGAUGAUUUUCCGAUGCCCAUGACAGUUGUCAACCCUCCUCCUGUUCAAGAGAUGAACUCUGGCAGGGAAAACCAGGAAGCAUCAGCAACUUCUACUUCUGAAAAGAACGAUGAUAGAAACGGUGUUAGUUUAGAGAUGCAGGCUCGAUAGUUUUCUUACAUAUAUCUGUGUAUCUGCGUACUGUAAAAAGAAAAAACCAGAGGAAUGUUUCCGGGAAACUUUAUUAGAACUUGAUAGCAAAUACUAGGGGUUUUGUUGAUUUAUGAUGGGUGAAGUUGAUAUAUACUGUUUAAAAGGUCCAUUUUCAUAUUGUACAAGAAAUCCACAGGCUUUCUAUUAAGAGAAAUUUGGCACUA